Molecule: messenger RNA, 1095 nt
Organism: Rotaria sordida
Lineage: Eukaryota; Metazoa; Rotifera; Eurotatoria; Philodinida; Philodinidae
Source: the annotation of a GenBank genome assembly
AUGUCGACUGUACGAUUAUUAUCAGAUAAUUUUAUACAAUUAUUUUUCGUUCGACGUUUACAAUGGAGACGUUAUUUUCUACUAAAAUCGAUUGGAUUUUUAAUUAUAUUUAUUUCAUUAAUAAUCAUUGCACGAAAUUCUUCUUAUCAAAAUCGUUCACUUUCAUUUCUUUCAUCGAAAAGUGAUUCUAUUUCUUUAUCUCCAUUAUAUUUACAAAAAAUACUUAUUACAAAAUUAAAUUUAACUCAAUUAACAUUAUCAACACCAUCAAAUUAUCUUGAUCCAUUUGUUUAUUCACGAAUUCAAUUUACACAUAAUGAUGAACGACGAACUGAAGCAAGUCGAAAAUGGUGUCAAGCUCAAAGUAAAUUUAUUCGACCACAAGAUCUUGAACCAUUUAAAUGUACUAAUAUAAAACAAUUUGAAAAUAGUGAUCAUAUAUUUUGUCUAGAUCUAUUGACACGUAAUUCUUGUUUAAUUAUGUCUAUUUCAAUGGGUAAUAAUCGACUUAGUGAUACAUUUGAUAAUCAAUUAUAUGAUUGGGCUGGUUGUCGUUUAUUUACAUUUGAUCCUUAUCAACAAUCUAUACAAACAAAUACAAGUGAUAUAAUGAUAAAUAUUAAAUCAAAUUGGACAUUUUAUAGAUUAGGUUUAACAGCAUCAGCUGCUGUUGAUGAUAAUUCAAAUUUAAUGACAAUAAGAAAAUUAACUGAAUAUAUACAUCUUGAUUCAAUAUCAGUACUUAUUGAUAUUCUUAAAAUUGAUAUUGAUAAUGCAAAUGAAUGGAAUUUAUUAGAUGAUAGUGAUUUUUUACUUUAUAUAUGUCGACAUGUUAAACAAUUAAUAAUAAAAACAAAACCAAUACAUUCAAAACGUUUUCAACAUUAUCGUAUAUAUACACUUAAAUUAAAUAAAUGUUUUUCAUUAUUACGUCGACGUUCACGUCUUUAUUUACUUGGACGACAUAAUCAAUUUGAAACUGAAUGGUCAUUAACAACAUUUUCAAUUAAUCUUGGUUUAUUUUGUGAUGAAAUUGAUAUGUCAAUGUAUUUGCUUGUUUAUGGUCAUUUAUAUCUUGUUAAUACAAAACUUUAA